Molecule: messenger RNA, 2046 nt
Organism: Cladocopium goreaui
Lineage: Eukaryota; Dinophyceae; Suessiales; Symbiodiniaceae
Source: the annotation of a GenBank genome assembly
AUGAAAUUCGAUGCCCAGGGUGUCCACCUGUGGACUCGCCAGCGUGGUGGUGAGAGCUAUGACGAUGCUCGGGCUCUGAAGGUGGACGAUGUUGGCAAUGCCUGGGUGGCAGGCUUCACGUAUAGCUCCCUGGAUGGGCACGCCAAUGCGGGCUCGUAUGACAUCUUCCUGAUGAAAUUCGAUGCCCAGGGCGUCCACCUGUGGACUCGCCAGCGUGGUGGUGGGAGCUGGGACUAUGCUCGGGCUCUUCAGGUGGACGAUGUUGGCAAUGCCUGGGUGGCAGGCUCCACGUAUAGCUCCCUGGAUGGGCACGCCAACGCGGGCGGUGCUGACAUCUUCCUGAUGAAAUUCGAUGCCCAGGGUGUCCACCAAUGGACGCGCCAGCGCGGUGGUAAGGGCAGUGACCACGCCCGGGCUCUUCAGGCGGACGGGGUGCGACUUCGUUUUCGAAUCUUUUCCAUGGAGCAAUGCCCAGCUGACCACUUCACGCAGGUCGAUCCCACGGGCACUGAUGCUUGGAUAGCUGGCGAGACAGCAAGCUCCCUGGAUGGGCACAGCAACGCUGGCGGAACGGACAUCUUUCUGAUGAAGUUUCAAGUGACUGGGUUGAAGGUUGAGAGGCGGGUAGUCGGAGCACAUCGGAGCACCGAAGUUGGAACCAUCGGGUCAGCUUCUUCAGGCCGAGUGCAGCCAGGUAACAUGUCCAGCCGGCUACGUGCAAAAUCCCUCGAGGAGCAUCACCUGCUGCGUGCGGUACAGUACCCCAACUUCCAGCUGGACAACGUCAACGACAGUAUCAACCAGCACCAGCACACGAUCAACAACGAGAGUAUCAACCAGGACAACAUCAAGGACACUAUCAACGUCAUCGACGAAGACAUCAACCAGUAUCAGCAGACCAAGAUCCACAACGAAAUCAUCAACCAGCACAGCAUCAGUGAACAGCAAACAUCAACCACGACUGCCUCGGUCGAUGUCGAGAUCUGGGAGAAGCAAGGGAUAUCAAAUACCCAAUCGAUCGAUUUGGGCACGAACACCGCCAGCACAUCAAGUGAAGAUGAUUCGACUGGAUUGCUGGUGGCUGUGGUGGUGCUGCCAUUGCUGACGGCGUGCCUUUGUGCCUCCCUGGGCAUCUGCUGUUACCGCGCGAAGCUCCGCCAGCUGCGAGGUGCAGAGCCUCAAGUCCCAAAUCCGCUGGCGAUGCUGCCGCCCCUUGCGUGGUCUGUGAAACCUCUCAUUUUCUCAUGGAAUUCCAGGAUGACUGCGGAAUGGCCACGGGGAAAAGUUCAGAAGCUUUCGGUGAGCGAGACGGCUUUUGAAUUGAGCGGUCGCCAGUUUCAGUUUCGACCAGGGCAAGUUCAACAUUUUACCUGGGAAGAUGGAACUGUCCAGACGGAACAUUGUGUGGUGGAGCACGCAGCAUCCCCAUCCUGCUUGGCAACGCUUCAGGUGGGUUUGCACUCCAAAAUGCCAAGAAAGGUCACACACUUCGUUUCAUGGUGCUGGGCAUAUUCCUUGAAUGAUGUCGUCAGUGCCAUUGAGCGAUGGGUGCAAAAGUCCAAUGAAGAUGCACGGAACGUCUUCCUAUGGAUGUGCUUCUUCUGUAAUAACCAGUAUCGAAUCAAAGAGGAGGCGACUCAAACAGGAAGCGAUGAUCUGAAAGAAAUCUUUGAAUCCCAUCUGGUGGAAGCGGGACAUAUGUUGGUGCUGCUCGAUACCAUUGUGCAACCGACCUACGUGAAAAGGGCCUGGUGCAUUUUUGAAAGCUACGUGUGCAUCACGCAGGAGAUACCAAUGAACAUCAUACUCCCCGGCGCGGCUGAGACCUUUUUCAAGGAAACUAUGUCAGCGGGCAGGAUCAGUGUGCUGACUGACGCCGUGGAUACUCUCAAUGUUCGGCAUGCCAGGGCGGGAUCCGAAAAGGACGAGGACUUGAUCAAAAGAAUCAUCCUCACCACCACGGGUUUCGAUGCAGUGAAUUAUGCUGUGAAAUCGCGGCUCUUAGACCAGUUGACAGUUUUGUUCCGUGGCUGCAAACUUGGGUGA